Phytophthora sojae is the source of this 1782-nucleotide messenger RNA. RefSeq names its product ABC transporter ABCF family. The record is from RefSeq and is a predicted model, not a curated record. The transcript has a single exon. The coding region runs from base 1 to 1782 and encodes 593 amino acids. Lineage: Eukaryota; Oomycota; Peronosporomycetes; Peronosporales; Peronosporaceae. Gene Ontology annotation, biological process: negative regulation of translational elongation. Gene Ontology annotation, molecular function: ATP binding; ATP hydrolysis activity.
AUGCUGUCCGGCCGUGUCGCUUCGCGCUCCGUGGCGUCGCGCGGCCUACGCAGCUCGCCGCUGGCCCCGCAUUGGCUGGCAGCCUCCCAAGUCGGCGGCAAUGCCGUGCGCUCGUUUGCAGCUCCGUCGGGCGGCUCCAACGCCGGCGGCGGCGUGCCCGGGGACUUCGUGUGCCACUUGAGGGACGUGGGCGUGACCAUCCCGGGCGGCAAGAAGCUCUUCGAGCGCGUGAGCUUGGGCUUCCUGCGCGGCGCCAAGAUCGGCGUGCUGGGCCCCAACGGCAGCGGCAAGUCCACGCUGCUCAAGGUCAUUGCGGGCGUGCGCUCGGACUUCGACGGCGAGCGCUGGGUCAAGGACGGCUUCAAGGUGGGCUACCUGCCGCAGGAGCCGCAGCUGGACCCGAGCAAGAACGUGUACGAGAACAUCAUGGACGGCCUGAGGGAGAGCCAGACGCUGUUGGCCAAGUUCGACGAGGUGUCGAUGGCCAUGGGCGAGCCCGACGCUGACUUCGACGCGCUGCUGGAGGAGCAGGCCAAGCUGCAGGACCAGAUCGAGACCUUGGGCUGCUGGGACUUGAGCCACGAGGUGGAGAAGGCCAUGGCGGCCCUGAGGGUGCCCGCUGCGGACGCGGACGUGGAGGUGCUGUCCGGUGGAGAGCGCCGUCGUGUGGCGCUGUGCCGGUUGUUGCUGGAGAAGCCCGACAUGCUGCUGCUGGACGAGCCCACGAACCACUUGGACGCCGAGUCGGUGCACUGGCUGGAGGACUUUUUGCAGAAGUACCGCGGCACGGUGCUGUCCAUCACGCACGACCGCUACUUCCUGGACAACGUGGCGGGCUGGGUGCUCGAGCUGGACCGAGGCGAGACGUACGCGUACGAGGGCAACUACACGGAGUGGCUCACACAGCGCCGCAACCGCCUCAACAUGCAGCGCAAGAGCGACGCCAUCCGCGCUAAGCAGAUCGCGUCCGAGAUCGCGUGGUCGCGCGACCACCAGGGCAGCAAGAAGGCCAACAAGGCGCGUCUCAAGAAGCUGCAGGAGAUGGAGUCGAGCGGCUUCCGCGCGUCCUCGCGCGUCGAGGAGGGACAGAUCGUCGUGCCGUCCGGUGUCCGCCUCGGCAACAAGGUCAUCAAGGUCACCAACCUGCGGAAGCAGCUGGACGACGGCCGCGUCCUGUUCGACAAGCUGUCCUUUGAGAUCCCUCCGCACGCCAUUGUGGGCAUCGUGGGAGGCAACGGAAUGGGCAAGAGUACGCUGUUUAACAUCAUCGCGGGCAUCGAGGAGCCUGACGAGGGUGACGUGGAGCUGGGCAAGACUGUGAGCCUCGGCUUCGUGAGCCAGAGCCGCGAUGAACUGAGCGGCCGGCGGACUGUGUACGAGGAGAUCUCGGGCGACAACGAGUUCGUGGAGAUCGGAGGCGACCGCAUCAACACGCGCGCGUACAUCGCCAGCUUCAACCUGCGCGGCGGCAUGCAGGAGAAGAAGGUGGGCAGCCUCAGUGGCGGAGAGCGCAACCGCGUCCACCUGGCCAAAAUGCUGCUGGGCGGCCACAACGUGGUGAUGCUCGAUGAGCCUACGAACGACCUGGAUGUCGACACGCUGCGCUCGCUCGAGGCUGCGCUCAGCGACUUUGACGGCGUCUCGAUGGUGAUUUCCCACGACCGAUGGUUCUUGGACCGCAUCUGCUCGCACAUCAUCGCCUUCGAGGGCAACGGCCACGUCGAGUUCUUCGAUGGCAACUACACCGAGUACGAGCGUGAGCGCAAGCAGCCGCUGCCGUAG